GCGUGACUUUCUCUGCCUGCAACUUCAGCACAGAGGCUGAGGAUCGCAGCCAGGAUGGCUCUGCACUCUCUGGCUCUGUCGCUUCUGCUGUUGGUGGUAGUCAUUUUACGGGAGAGCUGCUUCGGCACCUCCUCCCACUCCCUGAAGUAUUUCUACACCUCCAUCUCGGACCCCAAUCAGGAGCUGCCCCAAUUUGUUCUUCUGGGGAUUGUGGACGGUCAAGUCUUUGUUCACUAUGACACCCACAGCCGGAAGCUGAAGCCUCGAGUCUCCUGGGUAGAGAAGGCAGGGAAGGUGCAUCCCAAGUAUUGGGACAGUCAAACCCAGAUAUCACAUGGCGAAGAGGAGGCAUUCAGAGUAAGCCUGGUGAAUCUGAGGAGUCGGUACAAUCAGAGCGAAGGCCUUCACACAUUGCAGAGGAUGUAUGGCUGUGAGCUCCAGAGAGAUGGGAGCAAAAGAGGGUUUCUGCAGCUUGGAUAUGACGGAAGGACCUUUAUCACCUUCGACAAGGAGACCCUCACCUGGGUGGCUCCCAACCCCUUGGCACAGAUCACCCAGAGGAAAUGGGAUGCUAUUCCAGGAAAGAGUCAAGGACAUAAGGCCUACCUGGAGGAGGAAUGCAUUGAGUGGCUCCAGAGGUACCUGUCCCACGGGAAGGAGACUCUCUUGAGGACAGAGGCCCCCGUGGUGACAAUGAGCAGCAGGAUGGAGGCUGAGGAUGGGAUGGAGACGCACAUCUGCCAGGUCCACGGCUUCUACCCCAAGGAGAUUGAUGCCUCCUGGAGGAGGGACGGGGAGGUCUGGCUGCAGGACACCCUCCAUGGGUCUGUGGCCCCCAAUGCGGAUGGGACCUACCACUACUGGCUCAGCAUCCGGAUCGAUCCCAAAGAGAGGGGCCGCUAUCGGUGCCACGUGGAGCACGAUGGUCUGCAGGAGCCUCUGGAUGUGGCCAUAAAAGAAUCCAACCUGGGCCUCAUCAUCGGCUGCGUUGUGGCUUCUCUUGUUCUGGUGUGUGUGAUUGUUGGGACUUUGAUAUUCUUCAAGAAACAUCAAACUAGAUGCAGAGCAGCAUCAAGUGAGUGAUUUGUCCUCUUUACACAGUAGCUCCAAGUCAGAGUGAGAAUCAGAGGCAGCAUCCAUUGAGAUAUGUGUGUGAAUGUGUGUGCAAACACAAAAGAAGUUCAUGAAGAGUUCUGCUAUUUUCUUCUUCCUCUCAAGAACUAAUCUGUGGAAAGUGGGUCUCUUUGCACAACAGCCAGGCUGUUCUUGGGCGUGGAGACCCCAAGGAGAAACAUCUGGGACAAGGAGCCCUCAAGAAGGUGAGAAGACUGAGCUGGGUGGAAGAUCCCUCUGAUUGAGAAAAUGCUCUGUUUUCCAAGAAGGUGUAAAGGAAAAACUUGGCCAUCACAUGAUCAGCAGGAAGCAUUUUGAGAAGAAAGGAGCUUUGGUAAAUGCCAGCUGGAUCUCCUCUUGCUCUGCCACCACAAGGCUCUCCAACUAUGAACUGAUUGGAAAAAGAGACUUUGGAGUAAUGUAUAGGUUGUGCUCCUUCUGUGUCUGGUUCUGGUGAAACACGAAUCUAUUUGGGUAGUUUGGGACAAUUUUGCUAGGGAACCUGAGGAGCAAAUCAUUCAGAUCCGUUCAGAGAGAGAAGAGACCUGGGGAAGUCAGGAGGGGAUGACUGAGAUGUUGUCUUCCCAGGUGAUGUGGGAUGAAUUUGGUCUUGUCCCUCCUGAGCAAAUGGAUGGGGCCCUUUGCAGCAGAGGCUCUACCAAAUGUCCUUGGCACUUCCUGCCCUUCCUGGCUGGUGAAAACCUCUGCAGUUGACAGGGAACAUGGCAGGGGUGAAAUGCUCCCAGUUCGGACCAGAUCGUGUGAUCCAGUAGCGAUGGAGGUGGGUGGUUCGGAGAACCGAUAGCAAAAAUCCCUGCCCACCCCCAUGCCCA
Pantherophis guttatus is the source of this 1946-nucleotide messenger RNA. Its product is annotated as major histocompatibility complex class I-related protein 1-like. Gene Ontology annotation, cellular component: external side of plasma membrane. The record is from RefSeq and is a predicted model, not a curated record. Lineage: Eukaryota; Metazoa; Chordata; Lepidosauria; Squamata; Colubridae. Gene Ontology annotation, biological process: immune response.